CAAUUACUAUCAUUUGCUCAACUUUGUUUAUCAAAAUAAGUCAAGCUUUUUCGAAAUGAAUUCAUUUUUAAUUCUGUGCUUAGCAAUUGCUGCUGUUAACUGUGCUGAUCUUAAAGAAGAUCCCGUUCUUGUUCAAGAAUCAAAAAUUGAAGCUGAUGGAAUCUUCCAUGUUCGUCUUGAAACUGCUGGAGGUACCAAAAUUACCCAAGAAGGACACUUGAAGCACACCAGUGGUGUUGAAGAUAGUGAAGUUGUUGAAGGUGAAUUUUUAUUCAAGGGUGACGAUGGCAAGGAAUACGAUGUUAAGUAUACUGCUGACGAAAAUGGUUAUCAACCACAAGGAGAACAUCUUCCAACUCCACCACCAAUUCCAGAAGCUAUUCAACGUGCUUUGCAAUAUAUCGCUGCUCAUCCUUAUGUUGAACCAGCAAAGAAGGGUUAAGCACAAAAAUACUGUAACUUUUUGGUGGAAAAAAGACAUUUUUGGAAUUGGAUUUAAGCCAGAAUUAAAAAUGUUGUAAUCUGAA
This is a messenger RNA of Eupeodes corollae, 527 nucleotides long. Its product is annotated as endocuticle structural glycoprotein SgAbd-3-like. The record is from RefSeq and is a predicted model, not a curated record. The transcript has 2 exons. The coding region runs from base 56 to 442 and encodes 128 amino acids. Gene Ontology annotation, cellular component: chitin-based extracellular matrix. NCBI's taxonomy places the organism in Eukaryota, Metazoa, Arthropoda, Insecta, Diptera, Syrphidae. Gene Ontology annotation, molecular function: structural constituent of chitin-based larval cuticle.